AAAAUCAGAUACAAAUGACAGAUUAGAUACAGCCAACAAAUCUUCCCUAUAAAACCGAACCCUCACCCCCCUUUUUCUGCUUGCCCUGUCCCUUCCCUCCGCCGCCGUUUCCUCCACCUUCUGCUACUUCCCCCCCUACGUUCGCAGUCGCAUUCGACGGAAUGGCUGCAAAACACCCACAACCACCUCCUUCCACCGUCAAAAUCAGAAGAACCACCAGCUCCGACGGUAGUGGAUCUGGAUCUAUCAUUCUUGGAAAAUACCAAUUGGGUCGUCUUUUGGGUCGUGGUAGCUUUGCGAAAGUGUACCUUGGCCGUUGCUUAGAUGACAAUACUGAAGUCGCUGUGAAAGUUAUUAAUAAAUCUAGCACUACCAUUGAUGCUUCCAUGGAGCCUCGUAUAAUCCGUGAAGUGUCCGCCAUGCGCCGCCUUAAUCACCACCCAAAUAUCCUCAAACUCUAUGAAGUUAUGGCUACAAAAACCAAGAUCUACUUCGUUAUGGAACUAGCUCACGGCGGUGAGCUUUUUGAAAAGAUCAAUCGCCGUGGCCGGUUUUCUGAAUCUACCGCCCGGUUUUAUUUUCAUCAGCUUGUCUCCGCCUUACACUUCUGCCACCAAAACGGCGUCGCUCAUCGUGAUAUCAAGCCACAAAAUCUCCUCCUGGAUAAAGAUGGUCACCUCAAGAUCUCCGAUUUCGGACUCUCCGCCUUACCGGAGCAGUUACGGAACGGUCUCCUUCACACCGCGUGUGGUACGCCGGCGUAUACUGCUCCGGAGGUGGUUUACAGGAAAGGUUACGACGGAGCUAAGGCGGAUGCUUGGUCAUGUGGGGUUAUUCUGUUUGUGUUCCUCGCCGGAAGCUUACCAUUCGAUGAUAGCAAUUUGCCGAAUUUGUACAAAGCUAUACACCGGCGUGAAUUUCAGUUUCCCGAUUGGGUUUCAAAGCCAGCUCGGAGGAUAAUUAACCGGCUGCUUGAUCCUAAUCCGGAAACGAGAUAUGGAAUUGAAGAGCUCAUGAACACUCAAUGGUUUAAGAAAUCAUCAUCAAUGAAACAAGAACAGAGUACGAAGCAAUUUGGUGAGGGGAUUUUGGAGAAGGAAAGUAAACACAUGGAAAGAUUGAACGCAUUUGAUAUAAUUUCAAUGUCUUCCGGGUUGGAUUUAUCUGGAUUAUUUGAAGCAGGAAUGAAUAAGAAGGAGAUGAGAUUUACGACGAAUGUAGAUCUAGCAUCAGUAGAAGAAAGGGUGAUGAAUAUCGGAAAAUCUGAAGGGUACAGAGUAGAAAAAAGGAAGAAUGGUGGAAUAGGGUUGGUGAAAGGUAGAGUUGUUUUGUUAGUUGAAAUCUUGGAGGUGGCAAAAGAAUUAUGGUUGGUGGAGUUUAAAGUGGUGAAUGGUGUAUCAGAAUUCGAGGAUCGUCAAUGGGAAGAACUGAAAUCUGGAUUGAAAGAAAUAGUUGUUUCAUGGUACAAUGAUAAUGAUGUUGAGGCUGUGGUGGAGCCAGAAUUUCUGUGAACCGGGGUCAAACUGGUGGUGAUGGUGGAUGGCGAUUUUGGCUGGGAUAAUGACAAUGGCCGGAGGGCGUUGUAUAGUUGGUAGACAUCAUGGAUACUUGUUCCAGUAUGUUUAGACAGUAAAUUAGGCUUGCCUUGUUAGUCUUUUAUUGAUUUUUCAGUGGAUAUCAGUUUCUUGGUUUA
Molecule: messenger RNA, 1693 nt
Organism: Solanum dulcamara
Lineage: Eukaryota; Viridiplantae; Streptophyta; Magnoliopsida; Solanales; Solanaceae
Product: CBL-interacting serine/threonine-protein kinase 7-like
Exons: 1
Coding region: 162-1511 (449 amino acids)
Biological process (GO): signal transduction; protein phosphorylation
Molecular function (GO): protein kinase activity; ATP binding
Source: RefSeq, a predicted model, not a curated record